This is a messenger RNA of Cuscuta europaea, 700 nucleotides long. Lineage: Eukaryota; Viridiplantae; Streptophyta; Magnoliopsida; Solanales; Convolvulaceae. The record is from the annotation of a GenBank genome assembly.
CCGUUAGGUUCCAACAUCUAUUAGAUACUGUAAUAAAGAAUUGUCUUGCUCCGUGGGGUGAACAAUUUUGGUUUGGAGAAGCCAGAGAGGAUGAACGGCGGACAAGACGAAGCGAAGGGAUUUCUGUGGAAGCUACCCGUGGUUAAGUCCAAGGAGUUAGGAAAGCUCGGUCCCGGUUUCGGACUCGGCAUCGGGUGUGGUUUCGGGUUCGGCGUCGGCCUCAUUGGAGGAAUGGGGUUCGGUCCUGGGAUUCCUGGGUUGCAGAUCGGGUUUGGACUGGGUGCCGGGUGUGGUGUUGGAUUAGGGUUCGGGUACGCUAUCGGACGGGGCAUUGGGUAUGAUGACGAACGCAAACACUCCAAUGUUGGCUGGUCUUUCCAUCGCAAUGGCACUUUUCCCACUCAGUAUGAGAUUGAUUCCCUAAUUGAUGAGCUUGUUAAGAGCACCAAGAAGCUGGUCAGGGAAACAUCUCGCGAGGUGGACAAAUGGAGGAGACACAAUUAGCUUGAAAAACUUGUAAUUACAAGUGUUGAUAAAGUAAAUGAAAGGUUAAAAGAACCCUUAAAUGUAAAAUAUUUAAGGACUGAGGUCCCUUGAGAAAAAAUGAAAUUGUAGUUGGUUUCACUUUGUAUAUACUUUAUGUGAAUUUAUAUGAAAUAAAAAUGACAUUCAGCGAGAAUGGGAAAAAAAUUGGUCGCUU